Molecule: messenger RNA, 3200 nt
Organism: Alligator mississippiensis (American alligator)
Lineage: Eukaryota; Metazoa; Chordata; Crocodylia; Alligatoridae
Gene: SLC26A8
Product: solute carrier family 26 member 8
Exons: 19
Coding region: 115-2796 (893 amino acids)
Biological process (GO): transmembrane transport
Cellular component (GO): membrane
Molecular function (GO): sulfate transmembrane transporter activity; chloride transmembrane transporter activity; bicarbonate transmembrane transporter activity
Source: RefSeq, a predicted model, not a curated record
GAAGAGUCAUUUCAGGUCCGUGACCCUCUUUCCUCUCUUUAGCAUCGCAGACGAGAGCUUUCAUUUUGCUUGCCGGCAUUCGGGGUUCCCGUGCCUUCGGACGUCCGAGACCGGAUGGAGCCAGACAGUCAUCCCUUCGGUCCGCACAGGCAAUCAAGGAGCUACCACAUCAAUCGGGGUCUGCGCACUGAAGACCACUUUGAGAGAACCUACGAAAGACACGAGCCCCUGCCCAAGAACAGGGAUUUCAAAAUCUUUCAAGUCCAACGAAGGAAGGUCCAAUGCAGAUUCUCCUGGGGAAGAUUCAGAAAGUUCGUGCAUACUAUGUUUCCCAUCCUGAACUGGUUGUGUAUAUAUCGGAUCAGAGAGUGGCUCCUGGGGGAUGUGCAUGCUGGUAUAAGUGUGGGAUUGGUCCAAAUUCCUCAAGGGCUGUCGGGAGUUCUGUUAACCAGGUUACCAUUGCCAAUUAUCAAUGGCUUUUAUUCUGCAUUCUGCUGCUCAUUAACAUACGUCAUAUUUGGGACCUCACGCCAUAUCUCCAUUGGCUCAUUCAGCAUCCUGAAUGCAAUGGUGGCAGACAUUGUGAAGACUCUGAACUUCAGCCUGUCACUUUCGCCUAAUCAUAGUUUUGCCAAUUUCUCAGAUGAGAAUUAUAUAAAGAGUUACCUGGAUGCCUUAAAUCUUACUGCAUCGACAACCUUUUUGACUGGGAUCAUUCAGUUGCUUUUAGGAUGCUUUUGCUUGGGCUUUGUCACAACCUAUCUGCCAAAGACCCUCAUUGAUGCUUACCUCACUGCAGCAGCACUGCAUGUCAUUGUAUCCCAGUUCACCUUCAUUUUUGGGAUUGUGAUUGACUUCCAUGUGGGACCCUUGGCCAUUUUCUAUAAUCUGUUGUAUUACAGCAUGGCACUGCCAAAGGCAAAUUCCACCAGUAUAUUGAUUUUUUUGGUCUGCGUAGUCAUGCUACGGGUCAGCAAAUGUAUCAAGAUAACUUAUAAGCAUAAUCCUAUUGAAUUUCCUAUGGAACUUCUCAUGAUUGUCACAAUCGCCAUCAUCUCUAAUUAUAUUCCUCUCCGUGCUGAAUCCAGUAAAGUUGUAGCCAAAAUGGUUCCACUCAGGUUUCUGCCGCCUACGCUGCCAGACUUAUCCAAUUUGAAUAGGAUUGUAUUCCAUUCAUUCUCCCUGGCUAUUGUGAGCUACUUCCUUCUUGUUUUUGUGGGAAAGAGGUAUGCUUGUAUUCACAAUUACCACAUCUCCAGCAACCAGGAGCUGUUAGCUGUGGGGCUAGCCAAUGUCCUCAGUUCAUUUUUCAAGAGCUUUACAGUGAGCUCUGCUCUUUCUGGGACUGUCAUUCAGGAGAAAACAGGUGGGAAAACACAGCUUGCAGCACUGAUUGGAGCAUCCAUAAUGCUGGUGUUAGUGCAGAAACUAGGAUACUUUUUCCAGGCUCUGCCCAAUGCUGUCCUAGCUGCUAUUGUAAUGGUCAACAUGUUUCCAUUUCUUGAAAAAUUUCUGGACAUCCCCACCCUGUGGAGGCAAGAUAAGUAUCAUUUAGUCAUUUGGAUUGUGACUUUUGCUGCGGUUCUCUGUCUCGGUCUUGAUAUCGGCUUGGCCAUCUCAAUGGGGUUCACCUUCUUCAUAAUCACUGUGAGGUCACACAGAAUGAAGAUGAUGAUGCUGGGUCAGGUUCAACACAUGGAUAUUUAUAGAAGUUUAUCUGACUACAAAGCAGCAGUGGAGAUUGAAGGUGUUAAAAUCUUCCAGUGCUGCUCCUCCAUCUCGUUUGCAAAUAUGAAACACUUCAAAGAAUACUUGUUACGUAAGAUGGAUAUGAAAGCAGUGCCCCUCGAUGAAAAUGAAAUGAGAGCUUUAAUCUCAGUCAGCCUGUCUGACACUGGAGUUCAGAGAAAAGAUUUUAAAUGUGCUUGUGUUUGUGAUCCACCUGAGCCAUUACCCAGGAUCCCAUAUACUGAGAAACUGGUAAAGCGAAGUCACAGAAGUAGUGGGGCUUCAUCAUCUUCCCUGAACUUGAUACGCUGGUCGAAAUUUGAAAGUAAACACAGCUCUGAGACUCUUUCAACGGGGUUUUCAGCACUAUCCCCUGGCCGGCCUGAAGACAUCAGAGGCAGGGCAGCAGGACCUGAGACUGGAAAGCGGAAGGAUGAAGGGAAAAGAACAUUGUUUCCUUUAGACCGUGGACUGGAUAACUCCACAACGCUGUUGUGUCAGGCAGCAGAAUGCACAGAGUCCUCGAUAUAUCCAGUUCACACCAUUAUUUUAGACUUUAGUAUGGUACAGUUUGUGGAUUUGCAAGCUUCAGACUUACUUCGACAGAUCUUCCACAUGUUCCAGAAUAUCGGCAUCACAGUCCUGAUAGCUAGCUGUCACCUUUCUGUAGUAGCAAUCUUUGAGAAGAAUGAUUUCUUCGACAACUGUGUCACCAAAGCGCGGUUCUUUCUAACCCUUCAUGAUGCUGUGCUGGCUGCCCAGGAACAGCGGCAAAUGCCGGAGCCAAUGGAACUCGGCAUUGGAGAACCUAAGCAGGAGUUAAAUGAAGGGCUGGUAGAAGAACAGAAGGAGAGAAGUCAGUAUGUGGAUAAGAACAAUGAUGUUUUCUCUAUAAGGACUGCUGAGGAUGAACUUCUGAAUGAAGAGCCAGUACCAAAUCUCUUUGACUCAUACUCACAAACGGACCCGGAAGUUCUUCGGCAGCUGGAUACUCCACUUCUUGAGCCAGAUUAUGAAGAUGAGGCCUGGGGGCAGGACUGGAAACAAGGCAGCAAUCGAAAGCAGUGACAGAGAAUCCCACUCUAAUAUACCUGGUAGUUCUUAACUGCUUUUUUAUUUCUUUGUUAUCUGUUUCAAAUUUCUCAACAUAACAAAUCAGCCAACCCAUCCAAUGACUUAAUACUCUAGUGAACCAGCAAAGUUUAUCAGGUUACCAUUAAGGACUUUCUAUAAGGGUACUACUCAGCAGUGAAAAAGCUGGAAAAUUUUAACUUUCUGCAAGAUGAAACUUGGAACCAUUGAAUUAAUUUUGGCAGGGUUUCUGAAAUUCUUUAUGAAUGACUUCAAAUGUUCUCAAACUCGGAACAUUUUUGUAUACUGUUUGCUAGUGAAUAAAUGUUUGCAUUUUUCAGCAGAUUGUACAUGUGCUGUUUCAUUAAUUUUGGAUGUACAGUAUGCAAAAUAAAGUGAAG